Molecule: messenger RNA, 333 nt
Organism: Linum trigynum
Lineage: Eukaryota; Viridiplantae; Streptophyta; Magnoliopsida; Malpighiales; Linaceae
Source: the annotation of a GenBank genome assembly
AUGCGAGAAGCUCUCGCCUCUCUCCUCGUUUGCUUCGCUGCCGCCCUAUGCAACUUGGCUAGGGUUCCAAAGACGGUAGCAAAAUCCGUUGUGAGGAGAGUCAAAAUCGAAGCCGUGUUCUCAUCUAGUUUCAGGGAAGAGGAGAUAGAAGAGGUAUCUGUAGUCAGGUCUCCUAUUUGGGGAGGAUCAGUUAAAAGUCGAAGGGAUAGAGAAAUUGAUUAUUUCUCGAGAUAUAUCCAGAUUCGUAAAUCGUGGAAGAUAAACCCGAAUCGAGAAUCCGUCCAGAGUACGAUUCUCCGAUUAGCUCCAGAAUGGAGCUAUAUAGUCUCUUAG